AUGUCGUCGAUCCUACUCUCCGUCCCUUCAGAGAUCCAUCUCGCCAUAUUCAAGGCCCUCGACAGUCCCCUCGACAUCAUAAACCUCUCUUCGACAUGCCGUUCCCUCCGCGGCCUGCUCACGUCCAACACACAAACCCUGCUCCGCAAAGCAGCCUCGCGGCGUUUCCUCAUGUUCGACGACUGCCUACGUGCCGCGCGGGCCAGCAAGCUCCCCCUCGAGUGGGAAGGGAACCAUUUCGACCUCGCCGAGAACCGCUACCCAGCCCCGCCCACAAAGGCCUUCUGCGAGGGCCUCGCCGCGGCACCCCCCACCUUCGACGAGCUCUUCACGGUCAGGCAGAUCAGCCGCAUGCUCGCGGGCUGGCUCAGCCGGUUCCGGGAGAUUGUGCAGAUCGAGUGGAUCACCGAGCACGGCGAGGAGAGCUUCUACCGUGCGGGCGCCAGAUACCUGGUGAUGAGCUAUCUCUUCUCGGGGGCCUUUCUCGAGCCUCUCCGGGGCCGGAAGCGGCCGGGUCACGGUACUGCCGACGACGAGGUUGAUGGGGUGACGCGCUUCCCGCCGUACCAUGCGGCGGACCCCGACUGGCGGUAUGCCCAGCUGGAGAGUCUCUACGGCGGCUUCAUCGAGUGGAUUUUCGAGGAGGGGGAGAAGCAGGAGCCCCUCAAGAGCUGGACAUCUGCACGCGACAGCAAGAAUCUCAACUUUAACCCGUUCCGCAAGAUCCUGAGGAGCCUGCUUGGGAUGGGUCCCGAGCUGAAGCCGAGGAUGUCUUAUGGCGUGCUCGCGGAGGUGUCGUGUGUUGUGAUGGAAGGAGCCGAGUCCAGCGAGCACAGUCUCCGUCUCUGCCACUUUGGCGAAUUCCGGCCCAAGUUCGAACACCGCUCCGACCGCACGGGCUGGGACCUUGUCGUGGGCUACCUGGCGUGCCCCGAUUACGCGGCAGAGGAGUUUCUGGCCCCUACCCGCGUCCUCCAGGAUGUCUUUCGCCCUCCAUCGAGCUUGAACGAUGAGGACGAGGUCUACAGGCCGUACAUGGACCUUUUCCGGAUUGCGUUCAAAAAUCGAAAGAUUGCCUUCUAUCGCGAGCCACAUUCGCGCUUUAGAGGACAUGCCAACUUCUUUUUGUAUGAUCGCAGCGCUGAGGCUUGA
Morchella sextelata is the source of this 1152-nucleotide messenger RNA. RefSeq lists its product as uncharacterized. The coding region runs from base 1 to 1152 and encodes 383 amino acids. Gene Ontology annotation, molecular function: protein binding. Lineage: Eukaryota; Fungi; Ascomycota; Pezizomycetes; Pezizales; Morchellaceae. The transcript is spliced from 3 exons. The record is from RefSeq and is a predicted model, not a curated record.